Nicrophorus vespilloides is the source of this 2738-nucleotide messenger RNA. RefSeq names its product membralin. Lineage: Eukaryota; Metazoa; Arthropoda; Insecta; Coleoptera; Silphidae. Gene Ontology annotation, cellular component: endoplasmic reticulum. Bases 248 to 2104 code for a protein of 618 amino acids. Gene Ontology annotation, biological process: positive regulation of ERAD pathway; response to endoplasmic reticulum stress. The record is from RefSeq and is a predicted model, not a curated record. The transcript is spliced from 10 exons.
UCAUCAAAAGUAUACACUAGGUACAAUUUUGUGUUACUGCGCUAGAAAAUCGUAUUGUCAGUUGAUAAUUUUCUUAUUGAGUUCUUUCCCAUAAUAUCAACGGACAGUUAUAUAAUGGCUUGUUAAAUGAGCACCACAUAUUGCUUGAGCAUUCUGCAUAUCAGAGAAUAACUGUUUUGGUGUUUUAAAUAAGAUGUGUGGAUCAUUUGGAAGGACCUAAUUUAUUCUGUAAUAUUACUGAGUUACAAUGUCAGGCAAUGGAAGGGAUAAUGUUGGUGCAGCUCCAGAGUUUGCUCAACAACAACAACAGCAGCAGCAGCAACAACCAAGGAUGAACCGAUUCAGAAAUAACAAUAAUCAGAAUCCACUGUUCAAUGUUAGGGACAGAUUCUUCCAUACUCUGUUUUAUAGGGCGUCUCUAACAUACGCCAGGACGUUUCCGAAACCAGCGAGACGUUUCAUAGAGUUUGUGAUGUUGAUGAAAGCAAUCUGCGCUUUCUUUGUGCUUGUCUACAUUCAUGUCUCCUUCUCCAAGACGCCGGCUACGUGUUUACAGCAUGUUGAAAACACGUGGCCAAAGGAUGGGAUUCUCAGGGUGGUCAUAGUUAAGAAUCCACAUGAUGACUACAAUUUAGAGCAUAGCUAUGCAAAAGAGAUGAAGCUGAAGCAGGAGAUGGUUGUCGAUUUCUCCGGCGUUCUGGGUUUUCUGGUGAGGGACGGCUUUGUGAAUUUAGAGCCAUCUGCGGUUGAGGAAGCUGCUACAGAAGCCGAAAAGUUGGAAAGUGAAUCUAAUGCUCAGGAAACCGACGAUGAACAAGGGUUGAGAAGUGUCUACAACACCUUAAACCCUCAUUCAUUGAGUAAUUAUAGUAGCGAGGUGACCGUCGAAAGUACCUCGUAUAAAGGUUUAAGUUCAAUAUUUGAAGAACAGUAUGUUUCCAAAGCCGAUGAAAAACCAGACGAUACGGGUGCUAUUAAUCCCAAUGACGAGUCUUCCAAUGAAUGGAACGACGAUGAAAACAUAAUAGAGUACACAUUGGAGUAUGGCUUUCUGCGUCUCUCGCCUGCAACCAGGAAGCGUCUCAAUAUUCCUGUUCAGAUCGUAGUUCUUGAUCCCACGAAGGAUGAAUGUUUCGGUGAUACUUUCAGCCGUUUUAUCUUGGAUCAAUUUCUCGGCUACGAUGAUUUGCUCAUGUCCUCCAUAAAGAGUUUGGCCGAAAAGGGAGAUAAUAAAGGAUUUUUAAGGAAUGUAAUAAGCGGAGAUCACUACCGUUUCGUGAGCAUGUGGAUGGCUAGGAGUUCCUACAUAGCAGCAUUUUUCAUCAUGAUUGUAUUCACGGUGUCCGUGUCCAUGUUGCUGCGAUAUUCGCAUCACCAGAUAUUCGUGUUUAUCGUGGACUUCCUCCAGUUGCUAGAGAUCAAUAGGGCAGCUACGUUUCUCGCGGCUCCCCUUCUGACUGUUAUUCUCGCUUUAGUCGGAAUGGAGGCCAUCAUGUCCGAGUUUUUCAACGAUUCGACGACGGCCUUCUACAUCAUUUUGGUCGUCUGGAUCGCUGAUCAAUACGACGCCAUCUGUUGCCACACACCGAUUACUAAAAGACACUGGCUGAGAUUCUUCUACUUGUACCACUUCUCAUUUUACGCUUACCAUUACCGUUUUAAUGGACAGUAUAGCAGCUUGGCUUUGAUGACUUCUUGGCUCUUCAUCCAGCAUUCUAUGGUGUAUUUCUUCCAUCAUUACGAGUUGCCGGUGAUCAUACAUCAGGCCCAGGUGCAUCAGUUCUUGUUGAGGAACACGCAUAACCGCGGAGGCCAUCCAUUCGCCCAUAGGCUCAUCCAGUUCUGGACUUCAGCCACAACGCAAACCUCGAACAACGUGAACCAGGUGGCCACCUCGACCUCGACGACACCACCGACGUCCACAGUGGGAACAUCGGCGCAGCCCAUCACCUCCACACAUUCGAGUCAGACUGUGCCGGCGGCCGUCGAGUCAUUCGGGGCGCAGACCUCGCUGACGACGGCCACGGCGGCCGCCAGCCAAACACACACCGACGUAAGACCUGCAGGUGGAUCCGACGAUACGACAUCUGUUGUCUCUAAUUGAUUCCACAAUCCCACCAAUCUUAUACCUACACCCUCACCAUCCCUAAUAAUACCAACUUUACAGUUCUUCUUCUGCAACUCAAACAAGUAUAUUAAAAAAAAAAAAGAAAAACCCAGCAGCUACCUCCCUACAAAUCCUAUCCACACACACACUUACCGAACUCAACUACACUAUAUUAGUAUAAUUAUAUAUAAAUAUAUAUAACAACCAAUAUGACCGUAAUCGUUUUACCAUUUAGAACGCGUUUGAAUGAACCAGAUCACCCAUUCAAAUUCAUGCAUAUGUAUUUAAAUGUGUAAUCCAGAAUUCUAGAACUUAUAUUUGUAUAUAUAUUAGUCUCUACUAUGCGGACUAUUAUUAUAAUUAUAAAUAUUAUGAUUUGUCUAUAUAUUUAGGUGAUUGUCUGACAGAUUUUAUGUAUAGUAAAUAUUCAUAAUGUACUCUUUCCAUUAACUUUUCAUUUAUUAUUUUUUUAUUUUAUUUUGUUUUGUUGUUAUUAUUUUAUAUUUUUCGCAACGAGCUCCUUUGAUCGUCGUCCAUCGACUGAGUGUUUUUACACGGGAAUCCCCUUCAUUUGGAGUAUAUUAUAGUAUGGUAAUUAAUUAAUUGAACUAAUAAAUGUCGAUACAACAUA